AUGCAAGAAAUUCACAUCAAAGAAACCACUCCAAUUCACCCUUCUACACCUCCCUUCUCUCAAGACCAUACUCUUGCUCUCUCCCACCUUGACACUGACCGCAACCUCAAUGUCACAUUUCGCUACCUUCGUGUCUACGUUAACACCGCCACCAAUACCAACCACCCUUUCAAUGUCAUCGCGGCUGCGCUUUCCUCUGCUCUUGUCCACUACUAUCCUCUGGCUGCCACUCUCCGCCGCGGCCAGGUGGACAGCCAACAACUUAACUACCUUGAUGACUCGGACCCUGAUUUUGUGGACCGGUUAGUGCCCGACCCGGAUCAGGAUCAUGGGUUGGCUAACCCGUGUGUUCUCCAAGUCACUGUGUUCGAGUGCGGUGGAUGGACAUUGGGUACUUCCAUACACCAUUCUUUGUGUGAUGGGCUUGGGGCCACUCAAUUUUUUAACGUUAUGGCAGAGUUGGCACGUGGCGCGGGUCGGAUUUCAGUUAAUCCGGUUUGGGACCGGGUGGGCUUGUUGGGUCCGAGAGACCCUCCCCGAGCUGAUGGAGUUGUGAGGGAAUUUUUGGGCUUGGAGAAAGGGUUUGAACCGUACGGUCAGGUGUUUGGUAAGGUGGUUAGGGAGUGCUUUGAUGUGAAGGAUGAGUGGUUGGAGAAGUUCAAGAAGGUGGUGUUUGAGAAGAGUGGCUCUAGUUUUACCACGUUUGAGGCUUUGGGUGCAUUCAUAUGGCGGGCCAAGGUUAAAGCCUCACGAAUUCCAGGUGAUGAGAAUGUGAAGUUUGCUUAUUCAAUGAACAUACGAAAAGUAGUGAAGCCAUCAUUACCUGCUGGCUAUUGGGGCAAUGGUUGUGUUCCUAUGUAUGCACAACUUUGUGCCAAACAGCUAAUAGAGCAACCAAUUUGGAAAACAGCUGAGCUGAUUAAAAAGAGCAAAAUCAAUGCAACCGAUGAGUAUGUCCGUUCGUUCAUAGAUUUUCAAGAACUACAUUAUGGAGAUGGCAUUACAGCAGGAAACAGAGUGAGUGGGUUCACAGAUUGGAGACACUUGGGACAUUCAAGUGUGGAUUUUGGGUGGGGAGGUCCAGUUACAGUCUUGCCACUUUCAAGAAAAUUACUUGGGAGCGUAGAGCCUUGCUUUUUCUUGCCUUAUUCAUCUGCAAGUGGAGGCAAGAAGGAUGGGUUCAAGGUGUUGGUGACCUUGCAAGAAACAUUCAUGGCUGCCUUCAGGAAAGAGAUGGAGAAAUUUAGAAGCCAAGAAUUUGACUUGUCUUGA
Dovyalis caffra is the source of this 1272-nucleotide messenger RNA. Lineage: Eukaryota; Viridiplantae; Streptophyta; Magnoliopsida; Malpighiales; Salicaceae. The record is from the annotation of a GenBank genome assembly.